CUUCUGGUAUGGGACGCCGCGUUAUAUUACAUACACAGGAUGUUCCACAGUCGCCACUUUUAUCAGCGAUUCCACAAACUGCACCACGAAUGGCGAGCACCGGUGGCGUUGACGGGCAUGUACGUUUCUCCGUUUGAGUUCGCAAUCAGCUCUAUGCUACCCCUGUACCUUGGGCCGGCUAUUAUGCACUGUUGCCUUUUCACAACGACCAUUUGGCUAACGAUCGUCGUUUGGGACAACCUAGGAGAUCACACCGGUUACCAUCUCCCAUUCUUGGGUAGCUCCGAAGCACACGAUUACCAUCAUCUAAAUUUCAAUCAGUGUUAUGGUAACUUUGGGCUGUUGGAUCGUCUUCACGGUACCAAUGCCGAGUUUCGGAAAAAGAAGGAAUAUCAAAGACACCGUCGUAUUUUUGGCUUCAAAUCCGCCAGGGAACUUGUGCCAGAGAAAUAA
Messenger RNA from Anopheles bellator, 453 nucleotides. Its product is annotated as fatty acid hydroxylase domain-containing protein 2-like. Gene Ontology annotation, biological process: sterol biosynthetic process. Lineage: Eukaryota; Metazoa; Arthropoda; Insecta; Diptera; Culicidae. Gene Ontology annotation, molecular function: C-4 methylsterol oxidase activity; iron ion binding. The record is from RefSeq and is a predicted model, not a curated record. The annotation marks the transcript as partial. The transcript is spliced from 2 exons.